GGCAGCAGACAACAGUGAAUGGUGAGGAGGGGCCAUCAGACCCUGCUGCUACCCCUGGAAUGGAGCCCCAGGGAGCCCCUGCACUAACCUACCUUGGCUAGACUCACAGCUGCCUCCAGAAACGGAAGCAAAGGAUCGCCAGGCAACCUCGCUCCUUGGACCUCAAUAGACACCAAAGGAACCAGGCCCAUCCCACCAGGACCAUGGUUGGACUUCAGCCAUCAGAAGUGCCUCCCACAACAGUUGUGAAGUUCCUGGGGGCCGGUACGGCCGCCUGUUUCGCUGACCUCCUCACCUUCCCCCUGGACACCGCCAAGGUCCGCCUGCAGAUCCAGGGGGAGAACCCAGGGGCUCAGAGCGUGCAGUACCGUGGCGUGCUGGGUACCAUCCUGACCAUGGUGCGCACCGAGGGUCUCCGCAGCCCCUACAGCGGACUGGUUGCUGGCCUGCAUCGCCAGAUGAGCUUUGCCUCCAUUCGAAUCGGCCUCUACGACUCUGUCAAACAGUUCUACACCCCCAAAGGAGCGGAACACUCCAGCAUCGCCAUCAGGAUUCUGGCAGGCUGCACCACGGGAGCCAUGGCAGUGACCUGUGCCCAACCUACGGAUGUGGUGAAGGUCCGAUUUCAAGCCAUGAUACGCCUGGGAACUGGAGGCGAGAGGAAAUACAGAGGAACUAUGGAUGCCUACCGAACCAUCGCCAGGGAGGAAGGAGUCAGGGGCCUGUGGAAAGGGACAUGGCCCAACAUCACGAGAAACGCCAUUGUCAACUGUGCUGAGAUGGUGACCUAUGACAUCAUCAAGGAGAAGCUGCUGGACUCUCGCCUGUUCACUGACAACUUCCCCUGUCACUUCGUCUCUGCCUUUGGAGCUGGCUUUUGUGCCACAGUGGUGGCCUCUCCAGUGGACGUGGUAAAGACCAGAUACAUGAAUGCUCCCCCAGGCAGGUACCGCAGCCCUCUACACUGUAUGCUGAGGAUGGUGGCCCAGGAGGGCCCCACAGCCUUCUACAAAGGAUUUGUGCCCUCCUUUCUGCGUUUGGGAGCCUGGAACGUGAUGAUGUUUGUAACCUACGAGCAGCUGAAACGGGCCUUGAUGAAAAUCCAGAUAUUACGGGAAUCUCCAUUUUGAACACGGCAAGCGGGCUACUUGGUGCUUUCCUCAUAAAAGGCUGCCUAGAAGAGAAUAAAACCGCGGCUCUCUGCCAGAGGACCCGAUGGACCGAGUGGACCGAGCGGACCCGAUGGACCCAGAGGACCCAGCGGACCCAGCGGACCCAGGCCCACACACAUUACAGAACUCUGCGCUCAUUGCUGAUUCAAGAAACUGAACUAAAAGAGGAGGAAAGUUUUAGUCUUCCGUGUUUUGUCCUAAAACACCUUUGUUUUGCACUGACCUGAUGGGAAUUAAAUUAUAUUAAUUUUUAAAGCCCUUCCGGUUGGAUGCCUAACAUUUAGGCAAAAGAAAAUCCGAUUCCUUUGGACAAAAGGGAGGUUUGCCAACCCCCCAGAAAUGUAGGAUUAGACGAUGAAUAAGAAAGUGGAAAGGCUGCAAGCAUUGGGAAGAUCAGCCCACUGUGUAGUGGAAUCACCUCAAAUGCCCGAGGGACAUUUCAUCUUCAGCACAAAGCUAUGACUACAACCUUCACAGUCACCCGAGGACAUCUGCCCUUCUGUAAUGAGACCACCAAGUGGUCUCCAUUAAGAUUCUGGGAAAAAUGAGAAAGGAAAAAGAAAACAUUGGGCCCAUAUAAGCGGGUCCAGCUGGGCCCACCCGGGACACUGGAGGAUGGAGGAUGUACAGUGAGUAACAGUCCCUGCCUGUCUACCUCAGGGUGUUGGGAGGAUCGAAUGAGAGGCAGGGCCGGGAAGCACUUUAUAUGAACAAUGCCUGUCUACAAAUGUAAACACGAAGACACUGCUCUAGGAGAGAUUUUUUUUGUCCAGAGAGGAAGCCUGGCGAAAAUGCAGUUUAGCGGUGAGGCCAUGCACACCAGCAUGGUGAGGACCACGGAUGACCAAAGCCAUGGGAACCUGCUGCCUGGUAACGGCAAAGGGCUGUGGGUCAGGAGAAGAGGCACUACCUGUCCAUCAGUCCAAAGCAGCAGGACCCAGAAUCUUUAGGAAAUUGCUUUGACUCAAUUAACAGAAUCCCACCCUAAGGGAAGUAAGAACGGCUGCUUUCCGGCCUUCUCUCUCCGACAGAUUUUGUGUCAGGGUGGCCACAGACCCGGCUGGCUCCACUCGCCUGGACUUCCUUCUCUCUCACUGCCUUUGGCUGCAGAGACAAUGUACCCCCUCCACCUACAAGAGGGAGGGCUGAAGCACAGGACCAACUUACAAGCUGAAGACCGCACAUCCGGCAACGACACGGCUCCCUGGGUUCAAUCCCCAGGGCCCACGUGGUGGAUGGAAGGAGAGAACUGACUCUUCUAAGUUAUCAUCUGACCUCCACAGGCCGCUCAUACAGACAUGUGAAUGCAUACAUGGACAAACACAAUGAACAAAGGAAUACAUGGGGAAAGAAAGAAGAGUUUAACUGCAUUUGGUGGUUUGAAGGAGAUGUCCCCAAAUGUCCCAGGCAUUUGAAUACUUGGUCCCCCGUUGUUAGGGGCUGUUUGGGGACACUUAGAAGAUACGGCCUUGCUGGAAGAAGUGUGCCAUGGGGACUGGCUUUGGGAGUUCAGAGACUCAUGCCAUCCCAGUUUUUCUGUUUCCUGCUUUCAGUUUGGGAUGUGAGUUCUCAGUGGCUGCUCCAGCCACCGGGCCUGCUGCCAGAUCUCUCACCAAGACAGACUCUUUCUGGAACUGUCAGCCCCAAAUAAAACUGCCUUCUCUAAGUGGCCUUGGUCGUGGUGUUUCAUCACAGCAAUGGAGAAGCAACUCAGACAGUGCACAUCUGUCCAGCUGUGUCUUCCAGUGUCGUACAGUCUCGGCCUGCUUCUUAGGAGCUUGGUUGGCUCUGAUGGACGUCAGAAGGGGCUCCAGGCUGGAGAUGGAAUUCAUCGGCUGAGCACUUGUCUAGCAUGCAGAACCCUGAGGAUGACCCUCAGCACCCCAUAAACCAGACAUGGCGAUGCUCACCUGUGAUGCCAGCAGGCAGGAGGUAGAGAAAGGUGGAUCAGGAGUUCAAGGUCCAACCUUGGCUCCAUAGCAAGUUCAAGGUCACCCUGAGACACAUGAGACCUGGUCUGGAAAAGAAAAAAGAAAGAGCAGAACCAGUCAGUCUCCAAGCCUCAUCCUACCUCACUGUACUAGCCACCUAGCCACAGAGAGCCCUUGCUUUUCAGUGUCCUCCCAGAGAAAUGUCAGUGGAUUUCUGUAAGUUCAAGGCCAGCCUGAUCUACAGAGUGAGUUCCAGGACAGCCAGGACUGUUACACAGAGAAACCCUGGGAAAAAAACAAGAACAAAAAAAUUUAAAAAUACAGGAGAAGCUUGGCAAUGUCAUUUCUUCCUUCCUGCCCAGACUCAGCUCACUGAGAAAAACUGUACCUCAGCAUGCCCAAGUUUCAACAGUA
This is a messenger RNA of Peromyscus eremicus (cactus mouse), 3517 nucleotides long. RefSeq names its product uncoupling protein 3 (gene Ucp3). NCBI's taxonomy places the organism in Eukaryota, Metazoa, Chordata, Mammalia, Rodentia, Cricetidae. Gene Ontology annotation, cellular component: mitochondrial membrane. The record is from RefSeq and is a predicted model, not a curated record. Gene Ontology annotation, biological process: mitochondrial transmembrane transport; mitochondrial transport; adaptive thermogenesis. The transcript is spliced from 7 exons. Gene Ontology annotation, molecular function: oxidative phosphorylation uncoupler activity. The coding region runs from base 204 to 1130 and encodes 308 amino acids.